This is a messenger RNA of Chelmon rostratus (copperband butterflyfish), 3220 nucleotides long. RefSeq names its product CDC42 effector protein (Rho GTPase binding) 1a (gene cdc42ep1a). Bases 989 to 2179 code for a protein of 396 amino acids. Lineage: Eukaryota; Metazoa; Chordata; Actinopteri; Chaetodontiformes; Chaetodontidae. The record is from RefSeq and is a predicted model, not a curated record. The transcript is spliced from 4 exons.
GACAGACUUCUUCAUUCGGAUAAACAUGUUUGAUGUUACGUUACAGCGCCCCCUAGUUUGGCUGUAAAAACACUGCCUGUUGUCUCCACAUGUUUACUUGCGCCUUGAGUGCGUGUUGACAAGCCAGUUGUCAUGUCCCUAAAGUGAAGCGGCGUGUGGGAGCUCGCGGUGUGGCCCUCUGAUGGUCUCAUUGGUAGGCUAUUUGAUCCGCGACCCGCCCCCUUCCCUCAGCCUCCGCGCUGCGCCGCUCCACACACCGGGCGCACCAGCGGCACAGUCCGGCUGCACAACCGGCCGCACCGCACCGAACCGGCCUGAAGGGAGUUUCUGUGGGGGAAAUAAUCACACCGUCACCGGGCAGUCUCCUCUUCUUCGCGUCGCUGUUGCUUUUGGAAUCAGAGCCAGUGGAGCAGCCAACUAGGGUGGUAGCAGUCCGGCCUUGCCCAAAAAGAGACGCCCAACCGGGGGUAACGGAGAGGAUGAAGGAUUAGAGGAUAAUCCAGGAUGGUUCCAUGGUGCGACCGCAGAGCCGUUUGCAGCUGGACUCAGACCUAUUUCUGAGCUGAUGUCGACAAAGCCAAAGCCCAAGGCAAGCAGGGAAAACCAGGCGACCUGACCACACUCCAACUGGCCAGGCUGCUUCCAGGAACACAACUGCACAGUGUUCUCCUCAAUUUAUGUCCGUUUAAUUCAGCCAGCGAUGCAUGACAACGAGCUACAAACAGUGGGACAGAGUUUGGCCUGCACAUGAUAAACAGAGCUAAUAUUCCAGUGAACUAUUUGGCGCUGCAGAGCGGGAGUUCAGCUUCUAAGCCUUAGAAAUCACACGGUUUCAAGAUCUUGGAAUAAUCUUGCAGAGCUGUUUUUUAAGUCCAUACUUUCGGUUGCUCAACUGUGUGUGAUUUUGGCAUAAAUCUAAGAGGAGAAAGGUGAACUUUGCAAGUUCAGUUUUGUCAUUCAGUGGGAUUAAAGGCGACCUCUUACGACCAUGAAUCUUCAGGAAAAGCUGUCGAGCCUCAAAGGUCUGGUCUCACACUCCCACAGCAAGCGCCGCUUCAAAGGCGACCUCACAGUGGACAUGAUCAGCCCUCCUCUGGGUGACUUCCGCCACACCAUGCACGUGGGCCGUGGCGGCGACGUGUUCGGGGACACCUCCUUCCUCAGCAACCACGGCGGCAAUGGGAACAGCGGGGAAGCGGAUUCUAUCUCCACCCCUGACAACAAGAUUGGAGCGUUCUUCUCCAGGACGCUCCGUCAAAUCAGGAGGGGCUCUGACAGUCGAGCCAGAGAAGGAUCCAAGGAUCUGUCGCCGCCACCUCCCGCCGUUUCUCCCAUCAUCAAGAACGCCGUCUCCCUUCCCAGGCUGGAUGUGGAUAUGCCUAAUGGAAGUCCCACCACCAAAUUGCUUUUCCCCAGUUGUCAAAAUACGCCAGAGGACAAGAAAAGCUCUUAUGGUCUGGAGUCUGGUUUCGUCACGCUGCCUCGUCUCUCCCGCUCUGAGCGGCAGCAGCCUUCCAUUUCCCUCCCCACUUCCUGCUCCCCUAACAUCCACCGGGGCUCUCUGACCGACCCUACCGAGGCCAUCUUAUCCACGUGCUCUGCCUCCAUUGUGACCUCCGACCCCAAACCCACCACCACCACCUACUCUGACUCCCUCCCCUCCCUCACUUCCCUGGACACCUUCACCUUUGACCUCGGCCCCUCCCUCAUGAGCGAGGUGUUCGGCAUGAUCGGCAGCCACGCGGAGGAGCAUGGCCACGCCUGGGAGGGAGAGGAGGCGGGGUCAGCUGGCUGGCUGACCAACGAGGGAUCAGAGAUGGACUCGGCUACUAUCUCAUACGUGGAUUCCCUGCUAAGAGAGGACUGCGUGGGCAGGAAGAGCCCGCAUGGCGGCGAAUGGGACGAGGAGGAGGGGAGCGUGAUGGAGGUGAACGGAGUUGGGCUUUCUGUAAAAGUCCCUGAUGUGGUGAUGGGGUCUCCUGAACGAGUGAGGUUAGGGAUUGGGAUGGAGAGUGAGCGGUUCCAGAGCGCUACAGAUGUGCUCGCACGCCACUAUGGCGGCAGCCUCUUAAAGGGACAGAGGAGGGUGGAGGUGGCAGAUUCAGAGAUGAUGAUCAGCCAACCCAAGAAUAAUCUGUCCUACAGUUACAUGGACGACGAGGAUGAAAUCAAAGUGUGACCCGAGCAAAUCAGAGAUGUUUUGACACUAAAAAAAUCUUCAUCUGAUCUUUGAUUUUCAUGUUACUCCAAUCAAAUCAGUCAUAUAAAAUAUUUUUCUGGUCAACGAGGCUGGCUCUUUUGACGGGAUGACCAUGAAAACUGCACCGCAAGUCCAGUGUCCUUAAUAUUGGAUCCUUUACUUUUAUACAAACAUGCUUCAAGGACAUACAGUUUUGAUACAAAACUGUUGCUGAAUGUAUCUGAAAGGAAGGAAAGACUUGAUGCUGCACGUUUUCCAAGCUCAGCACGGAAAGCGAGAACGCUGUUUUCCAAAACGUCACGACUUAAAAAUGACUGAAACAAAGAGGAAGCACAGAAAGUGAGGAUGUGCCAGAGAAUGUUGAUAAGAUUGUCUCAAAGGAAAUACCAACAUUGCUGAGUGUAGAGGUUACGAAGCCUGUCAUUCACUUUAUACUUUAGACACUUCCUCACAUACGAAGGGAAAAGUUCUCUGUGUGAGCCCUGGUCACUCAUGAGAGCACAGAGAGGAAGCGGGGAUUAGAAAAAUAUAUGUAAUCUUGUUACAACCUUUUUUACAACCUACACUACCAUCUUUUGUCAAUUUUUCACUCAGGAAUACACUACCCAGAAACAAAAAGGGAAGGGAAUUUCAGGCAUCAGUAAACCAGAGAAAUAGAAACAGUUCAGUUAUUAAGCCACAUGGACUGAGGGAAUAUGACAAGUAAUACCGGCGUUUGCCAGUUGCAACUAAAGCCUAAACCAUAUUAUUGCUCAUUUUAUGCUGCAGACCUUCUAUAUAGAUACUCGUGCACCUUUUCUGAGUAUGAACAUUGACUCCUGUAUUGCUUUUUAUAGAAGAAUUGUCAUUUAUAUGUUCUUUUAUACAACUGUACAUGAAGAUAUCAACUGACCUCCUAUAAAUAUGUACUUACAGUAUGAGCACCUGCAGUACAUAGUGCAAUUCACAUCCAUAUGCUGCAGUCAGUACCAAUGAUAUACUACGAUGAUAUAAAUUGACAAUAAAGAUGUUUUUAGUUAG